AUGGACAGUGACGAUGAAUUGUAUGAUGAGUUUGGGAACUUAAUUGGAGAACCAUCUGAUUCAGAAGAUGAAGUUUCUUCACUCCCAGAUUUACAACAAGUGGAGGAGGAGGAUGUAAGUGAUGAGGAAGUGAUAGAAGAGGAAACACAACAACAAGCACUAGUCAAACAUACAAUUGACACUGAUCAAUCUGAAACUGUAUAUAUCCAAUCACAAGCUACAAUAGCUCCCUCCAAUGAACCUGUCAUCAAACCAAGAAUAGAAAAACGAAUGAAAAUAGAUUACAAUUGGGAUAAUCUACCUGAAUUAACUUAUAAUCGAGAAUAUCUAUUACAAACAUCACAAGAACUUCCUGAUAGAAUACGGAAUAUUGCAAUUGUAGGAAAUAUUCAUACUGGGAAAUCAUCAAUUAUAGAUUCUUUAAUAUUGGAUACUCAUCCAAGUAUAACUCAAAAAAGUUCUAAACCUUUAAGAUUCUUGGAUAAUCAUAAAUUAGAGAUUGAUAGAGAGAUGACAAUUAAGACAUCGGCUAUAAGUUUAUUAUUGCAAGAUUUGAAGCAAAAGUCUUACGUUUGUAAUAUCUUAGAUACGCCUGGCCAUGUUGAUUUUCAAGAUGAAUCUUUAGUUGGAUUGAAUUCUGGUGAUGGAGCAAUAUUGGUUAUUGAUAUAGUUGAAGGAUUAACAAAUCGUGAUAAAUUAUUAAUAAAUGAAAUUAUAAAACAUAAUGUUCCAAUUGUAUUGAUAUUGAAUAAAUUGGAUAGAUUGAUUUUGGAAUUGCGAUUACCUAUUAAAGAUUGUUAUUUAAAGUUGAAAUAUACUGUUGAUGAUAUUAAUGAAUACAUUGCUUCUAACGAAUACAUUGCAACAUAUACCCAUGACACUAUACUAUCCCCAACUUUAAACAAUGUCAUAUUUGCUUCAACAAAAUUGGAUUUUGCAUUUAGUUUAAAGAGUUUUGCUCAAUUAUAUCUCAACAUUAAUCAAUCCAAAAUUCAUAGUUCCAAAUUUGCAACCAUGUUAUGGGGAGAUUAUUAUUAUGAUCCAAAUCAACAUAAAUUCACAUCAGACUCAAUGAACAACUCAUUAUCAAGAACUUUCAUUUCCUUCAUCUUAGAACCAAUCUAUAAAAUCAUUACUCAUACAAUUACUGCUUCCCCUGAUGAUAAUAAAUUAGCAAAACUAUUAUGGCAAAAUUUCCGAGUUUCAAUACAUAAAUCAGAAUACAAAAAGGAUGCUCAAGUAUUAUUGAAAGCUGUCUUUAGAGCUAUCUUUACCAAUGGUAUAAGUGCAUUAAUUGAUUCCAUAGCAAACACCAUCCCUGCCCCAACCAAGACCAACAAAAGCUUACCCAACUCAGAUGACGUUAGCAUGAUCGCACAAGUUACAAAACUAAUUGAAUCAUCCAACGGAAAGAAAUUCACUAAUUUAGUCCGUAUUCAUAAAGGUAAAAUCACUCAAGGUGAUAAAAUUCGAAUCUAUGGUGAAAAUUAUCUUGAAGACAAUGACGAUUUCAAAAAUCUGGAAGUUGUGGGAAAUAUCUAUUUACCUUGUGGAAGAUAUAAUGUCCCCGUUUCGGAAGCACAUACAGGAAUGAUUGUUAUUGUAGAUGGUCCUGGGAUUGAUUCGAUUAUUAAGAAACCGGGUGUUACUAUUACCUUGUCACAAGAUCCGAAGUUAGAAACUGUAUUUGAUGUGCCGAAAUAUACCACCAACUCGGUGUUUAAAAUUGCAGUUGAGCCGACCAAUCCGUCAGAAUUGCCACUUUUGUUGGAUGGCUUACGAAAAGUGAAUAAAUCAUAUUUGGCAUCUGUCAUAAAUGUCGAAGAAAGUGGUGAACAUGUAAUCCUCGCCCCAGGAGAACUUUAUAUGGAUUGUAUAUUGCAUGAUUUAAGAAAUUUCUUUAAUGAUGACUUACAGAUAAAAAUCAGUGAUCCGAUGGUUCGCUUUGCUGAAACUUGUUCAGAGACAAGCUUUACUAAGAUUCCAAUCACGGUGAAAGAGAAUUCAAUCUCAAUUAUCGCAGAACCAGUUAAUGAUCCAUCACUUUCCAAAGCAAUCUCAACCGGUAGAAUCAAUAUCAAAUCGCAACCCAUGAAAACAAUUUCCAAAAUAUUAAGAACAGAAUUCGAUUGGGAUUCACUUGCAUCCAGAUCAAUCUGGGCAUUCUCCAAUACUGAUUCCUCAUCCUCCCGGAACAUUCUUCUUGAUGAUACAUUAGACACAGACAAAUCCCCACUCUUAUCCAUCAAAGACUCCAUCAUCUCCGGAUUUAAAUGGACAACCACAGAAGGACCCCUAAUCGACGAACCCAUCCUCAACACAAAAUUCAAAAUCCUCGACGUUGUCCUCCAAGGUGACUCCAUCUCGAAAUCCCCAGCUACGAUUAUUCCAAUGGUAAGAAGAGCAGCCUAUGCCGGUUUCAUAACCGCACAACCAAGAUUAUUAGAACCAGUAUAUCGAUUAGACGUGACAUGUACUUAUCGUUGUAUUAAAAUCGUACAAGAAUUAUUAAAAUUGCGAAGAGGGAUCUAUGAAAAAGAUGCACCCAUUCCAGGAACACAAUUGUUCCAAGUAGUGGGAUAUUUACCCAUAAUUGAAUCCGUGGGGUUUCUGACUGAUCUUACACUGUAUUCACAAGGACAGGCGGUAUGUUCACUUGUGUUUCAUAAUUGGGAAAUAGUGCCGGGUGAUCCAUUGGAUGAUAGUGUUGUGUUGCCAAGUUUGAAGCCGGUGCCGACGGAGUCGUUGGCGAGAGAUUUUAUGAUGAAGACGAGAAGAAGAAAGGGGUUGACUGGUGAGCCUUCUUUACUGAAAUAUAUUGAUCCUGAGUUGUAUUUAAAGUUGAAAGAACGUGGGCUUGUUAAUUAG
Molecule: messenger RNA, 2868 nt
Organism: Hemisphaericaspora subhashii
Lineage: Eukaryota; Fungi; Ascomycota; Pichiomycetes; Serinales; Debaryomycetaceae
Gene: SNU114
Product: U5 snRNP GTPase
Exons: 1
Coding region: 1-2868 (955 amino acids)
Biological process (GO): mRNA splicing, via spliceosome
Cellular component (GO): U4/U6 x U5 tri-snRNP complex; U2-type catalytic step 2 spliceosome; cytosol
Molecular function (GO): U5 snRNA binding; GTP binding; translation elongation factor activity
Source: RefSeq, a predicted model, not a curated record